ACUAAAUCUCGAAACGGAUUUUCGUUCAUAAAUGUAGCUUAUUUCUUGCGAUUUUCAAAUGAUGAGAUGUCAACAAUUGAAAAAGUUUAGUGUAUCUCUCCUACAUCAUUCUCUUGAAGACACUUUGGAAUACCACUUCCGGUUCCUUAUUUUGAUGAUCCCUCUAGUUCGAUGUUUGGGAUGCUGUGUUUAUCCGCAACUUCUGGGAUAAAUCUUUAUUUUCUUCUAUUAUCUUGCGUAUCGUGUUUAAAUAAAACAUUGUUUUGGUGUUAUGAUUGAAAAUUACUAUGAAUAUGAGAUUCAUAAUACGGUUACUAAACUUAAAAAUUUUGUUUUUAUUGUUAUUUAUUAUUAUAUUUAAUUGUAGAAGUAUAACUCCCUAAUUCUGUAAUUUUAUCCUAAUUUGAUUAAAAUUCUCCUUAAGCCUAAGAACACAAAUAAUGAGUGAAAUUAAAUACUUUAAAUUAUUGUAAUAUAAUUCUAGCUAUAGCAGUGGGUAAAUUCCAUUUAUAAAAUUGGAACUUUUCCGACCAGAGCAGAGAUUACAAUUGUAAUUUGUAUAUCCAUUUUGUUAAUCAUAAUUUUUUCUGAGGAAAGUGAACAGGAAGUUGGUGGUAAAGUGCAAUCAUUUUAAAUGAAACUGUUGAAGAUUUAAUAUAUGCUGCUUAGUGGUGAUGCAUUUAAUAUACAAUCAUGGAUGCUCGAUCGAUUCCCCGACUCAACGAUCAAGAGGCACACAGAGCUCUAGAACUUCUGGAAGAUUAUCACAGCAAACUUAUUCGACCUCAAGAUAAACAAUUAAGAAAUGCAAUUGAAAGAGUUAUUAGGAUAUUCAAGUGCAGAUUGUUUCAAGCGUUGCUCGAUAUCCAGGAGUUCUAUGAGAUCACACUUUUGGAUGAAUCUAAAAGUAUCCAACAAAAAACUGCAGAAACUCUGCAGAUUGCUUGCAAGUGGGAAAACAGCCCUUCACUCUCUGGCCUUAAUUACCUCAACAGUGAGAAGUACAGGUAUGAUGAAGAUGAACCCCUCAAAGAUUUCAGUGGCCUGGAUGGUCUACCUCGCUCUCUUCUCGAAGGAAGGGCAGGGUCAGAAUUACCCAGUCUUCCCGAAUCUCCCAGGAGGAAUACAGAUGGAUGGUUACUCCCAGACUAUGAUCAAGCUCAAACUCCUUUACUUGGAUCGGAUAGAUUUAUCACAAAUGGCGAAGAAGAUUGGGAGUAUGAAGAAAUCACGCUGGAAAGGAGUGGCACUGGAUUGGGUUUCAGCAUAGCUGGUGGUGUUGAUAAUCCCCACAUUGGGGAUGACCCAAGCAUUUACAUCACGAAACUCAUCGCAGGUGGCGCUGCUGCAGCCGAUGGAAGAUUGCAGGUGAACGAUGCGAUAGUGAAAGUGAAUGAAGCAAAUGUUGUGGACGUUCCUCAUUGCGUUGCUGUCGAUGCACUCAAGAGAGCCGGUCACACAGUCAGGCUGUUGGUGAAGAGACUAAAACCUGAGCGUGUUCUGGAGAUAGAGUUAGUGAAAGGAAACAAAGGUCUGGGGUUCAGUAUAGCCGGAGGAGUGGGCAAUCAGCACGUCCCUGGAGAUGAUGGCAUCUACAUCACGAAGGUGAUGGAAGGUGGUGCGGCUCACUUGGAUGGCAGGCUUCAAGUCGGAGACAAACUUCUCGCUGUGGGAGACGUCAACCUGGAACGCGUGACACACGAAGAAGCGGUGGCUACGUUGAAAGCGACGUCAGACCACGUGGUGCUCACUGUAAUGAAGACCAGGUUCCCACCUGAUUUUUUCACCAAUCAUAAUAUCUCAUCUCCUCCUUCAUACAUAGAAGAUGUCUCUUCACCCAUGCCUCUCUCAAAGUAUGACACGGAUUCCUUGAUGAAUGCCAUCCUUCCUAAAGUGGCUGCAGAUGAGGAAUUUACGAGGGAACCUCGUAAAGUUAUCCUGAAUAAAGGAUCGACUGGACUUGGUUUCAACAUAGUGGGUGGUGAAGACGGCGAAGGGAUCUUCAUCUCUUUCAUCUUGACCGGUGGACCGGCAGACAUGAGCGGUGAACUCAAGAGAGGAGACCAGAUUUUGUCGGUGAAUAGCAAUGACUUGAGACAUGCGACGCACGAACAGGCGGCAGCAGCCCUGAAAGGAGCUGGACAAACUGUCACCAUGGUGGUACAGUACAGGCCGGACGAAUACAACAGAUUCGAAGCAAAGAUUCAUGAUUUAAGGGAGCAGAUGUUGAACACCUCUGGAAGUCUACGAACCUCCCAAAAAAGAUCCCUCUACGUCAGAGCGCUCUUCGAUUACGACCCAUCCAAGGACAGCGGCCUUCCAAGCAGGGGACUCGCCUUCAACUUGGGAGACGUGCUUCACGUCAUCAACGCCAGUGACGACGAAUGGUGGCAGGCGACCAAGAUUCUUCCUGGCGGUCAAGAGGAAGGAAGGGGAAUAGUCCCUUCAAAGAGAAGGGUUGAAAGAAAGGAAAAGGCGAGGCUUAAGUCGGUUAAAUUCCAAGGCAAGAGCAAUGUUAAUGAUGGGAAGAAUACUUUAGAUCGUAAGAAGAAGAAUUUCUCCUUCUCACGGAAGUUUCCGUUCAUGAAGAGUAAAGAAAACGCAGGGGAAGACAGCGACAUAGAAAGAGAGGGAUCUCCCACUAAAGAGAUGACCGUGUCCAAUACAAGUGACCCUGAAACUAGUAGUUUGAGAGGCACAGAAGAACACGUUUUGUCAUACGAAGCCGUUGUACAGCAAGAGAUUUCAUACACGAGACCUGUGAUUAUUCUGGGACCAUUGAAAGACAGGAUCAAUGAUGAUUUAAUCUCCGAGUAUCCCGACAAAUUUGGCAGCUGUGUACCACAUACGACGCGGCCUAAACGUGAUUAUGAAGUGGACGGUCGAGAUUACCAUUUUGUGGCUUCUAGGGAGCAGAUGGAAAGAGAUAUUCAGAACCACCUCUUCAUCGAAGCUGGACAAUACAAUGAUAAUCUCUAUGGAACAAGUGUUGCAUCAGUCAGGGAGAUCGCCGAAAAAGGAAAGCAUUGUAUAUUGGAUGUGAGCGGAAAUGCUAUAAAACGUCUUCAAAUGGCAAAUCUGCAUCCCAUAGCUAUCUUCGUUAAACCCAAAUCAGUCGAAUCAAUUAUGGAAUUUAACAAAAGGAUAACAGAAGAUCAAGCUAGAAAGACAUUCGAAAGAUCUUUAAAAUUGGAACAAGAGUUUGCUGAAUAUUUUACAGCUGUUGUGCUAGGGGACACACCCGAAGAAAUCUACGAGAGGGUUAAAGAAGUGAUACAGAACGAAUCUGCUCCAACUAUAUGGGUUCCAGCCACUGACAAACUCUGAAGAUUUUCUAUUUUUGUGAGACAUUCCUUUUCAUCAUCUCUUCUGGACAACAACAAAAAAGUGUGCACGAAAAUCUUUUUCGUUUUUUUUUUCUUCUUGUGCGUGACUAUCAAAACUCGAAAUUUCAAUAUUAUUUGGUUUUCCUUCUCUAGCGUUGAUUUGCUGUUAGAGGCCGGGAAUGCUCUAAAAAAUCGCCUUUGUACAGUGGCGUAGGCAGCAGAACUUGAUUUUUUUUUUAAAGUCAAUAACAUUUUCAUGUGAUUGUCAUUAAAAACAGGAAACAUUUAUUUUACCCUGAUAAAUAAUAGCCUGUCUCAAAAGUUCAAAGCUAAAAUAAACACCAUUCAAAUGAUCUUUAAAA
Molecule: messenger RNA, 3688 nt
Organism: Parasteatoda tepidariorum (common house spider)
Lineage: Eukaryota; Metazoa; Arthropoda; Arachnida; Araneae; Theridiidae
Source: RefSeq, a predicted model, not a curated record